Messenger RNA from Cyphellophora europaea CBS 101466, 975 nucleotides. RefSeq lists its product as uncharacterized. The transcript has a single exon. The coding region runs from base 1 to 975 and encodes 324 amino acids. Lineage: Eukaryota; Fungi; Ascomycota; Eurotiomycetes; Chaetothyriales; Cyphellophoraceae. The record is from RefSeq and is a predicted model, not a curated record.
AUGGCAUUUCGGUUACUCGAUCCCGAAGAACUCUUCGAUGUUGUUACAGAGUCAGUCACGGGCGAUGUCUCCAGUCCGACCACGCAUAAGCACUGGCCAGAACGUUUCCCUAGAUCUAGCCAAGAUCUGAUGAAUCUUUGUUCUCGAGUGCUAACAGUCCGAGCGGACGGCAGCGUUGACUUCAGGCACCCAGAUUCGAUGCGGUCCUUCUUGACCGAAUCUCGAUUCCUUGAUCGCGAUGGCGGUGAUGAACCAAUUGCUCGCAUGUGUCUCCGAUAUCUGAACAACGCCGCUGACUGGUGCAUCUUCAAACCGUGGAAGAAAAUCCGUGACCGGUCAAUUCGAUCAUCAGUCGGGCCGUUCUUCAAGUACGCUUUCGCGAACUGGCAUCGGCAUUGUCAGAAGGCACAGAACUCAUCUAACGAUCUUGCAGCACAACUCCACAAGAAGCUCGAGACCGAUGUGAUCUCUUGCUUUCAAGACGAUGGCUUUCUACACAUCGAGCUCAAGAAGUUGACCCUCCAACUUGGACUCAACUUGUGUAGAAAUUACAGGUUUGACUUUUUGCAUGGGAUCUACAGCCAGAUGGGUGCGGAUGAUUGUUCGAUGCCCGCCGUGAUUGUGCCAUUUCCCAGCGGAGAAGACUCCCGCCUCCUACAGGAGCUUGAGGUUUUCUCCGAGCACGGUAUGCAGAAUGGAACCGAGUGGCCGGCGUGCCAGGUGGACGCACAUCGCGGAGCCGCCGCCGAUGCAGCUGAGGUGGAAGCAAGCUCCGUGGACGGCUUGACCGAUUGUGAGAGCGCCCUCGAAGAAUCGUGGGGAUCUAUUCCCUAUGGCGAACAGGCUGACCAUUGGGUCCUGGAUUUUGAUGAAUUACGACUAGUUGACGACAGUGUAACCCUACAUCGAUUGAACCGCAAGGGUCGUGACAGUGACUGGCAGAUGGUUGAUAGAGGUGGUGGAGCUGGGUCCUGA